Messenger RNA from Arachis duranensis, 1369 nucleotides. RefSeq names its product probable calcium-binding protein CML48. The record is from RefSeq and is a predicted model, not a curated record. NCBI's taxonomy places the organism in Eukaryota, Viridiplantae, Streptophyta, Magnoliopsida, Fabales, Fabaceae. Gene Ontology annotation, molecular function: calcium ion binding. The transcript has 5 exons. The coding region runs from base 162 to 1013 and encodes 283 amino acids.
CGUGACUGAUUGGGUGUAAUGGUGUAUAGCACGCGUGGGCAUGAGGAAAUGAAGAAGAAAUAGUGUGCGAGGAGAGAGGGGAAAGUGAAGCUAAGAAAGUCGGUUUAUGAUUUGUGAAAGAAGCUAAACUGAGGUGAAUUCUGUGCGCGGUUUCUACAUCCAUGUCUAACUACGGCAGAUACGAUCCCCAUUCGCCCUACGCUCCUUCGGCACCAUCCUUACCUGAAAACCACCCUCCCUAUUCCACUUCUUCUUCUUCCGCUGCUGCUCCUCCUCCUCCUUCAAAUUACCAAUAUGCCCCUCACACCGCUACUCCUCCUCCGCCACCUUCAACCUACAACACCUAUGGCACCACCGCUACUGCUGCUGCUGCCACUGCUUAUGAUCAUGGUUCCACCUACCACGGGGCUGGGACUGCCUAUGGCCAAGCUCCAUCAUCUGCGUAUCCUCCUCCUCCUUCGUCUUCACAUGGCUACUCCGCUUUCCCACCAGGGACGCACCCCGAUGUCGUUAGGAGCUUUCAGAUGGCCGACACAGAUCGAAGCGGCUUCAUCGAUGAGGCGGAGUUGCAGCGGGCUCUUUCUUCUGGAUACCAGAAAUUCAACAUUAGAACUAUCCGUCUCCUCAUCUUUCUCUUCAAGGAUCCUACUCAGCCUCCGAGAGUUGGGCCAAAGGAAUUUGCAGAAAUCUGGAAUUGCAUUGCUCAUUGGCGAGGCAUAUUUGAGAGAUAUGAUAAAGAUAGAAGUGGGAAGAUUGAUCCACUAGAGCUAAGAGAUGCUCUGUAUGGUAUUGGCUAUGCAAUACCAGGCACAGUUCUACAGCUGCUGCUUGCCCAGUAUGGUGAUGGAAAUGUUAAGAGGGUUGAACUCGGAUUUGAUAGUUUUGUUGAGUGUGGGGUAAUUAUCAAGGUAAAACACGCCAAGCUUUUUAAAGCUUUGAACCUGUCUCAUGUUUCUUUACUUAUUCCUUUACGUUUCCUAUUAAUUCCUUCCAUUGAUAGAGGGUCUGACUGAAAAGUUUAAGGAGAAGGACAAACGUUAUACUGGUUCAGCCAAACUUUCAUACGAUGAGUUUAUGGCUAUGGUCAUUCCAUUCCUUGUAGCAUAUGAUGAUUGAGAAGCUUGUGAUGUGCUGCUCUUCAAGAGUUGUUAGUUUUUCUUCUCCAAUAGAAUGUUUUACAAGUUUGAUAGUCGAGGAAUUUCUUAAAGGUGUAAUGCUUUGUUAUAUAGAUAUUGUUCGGAACAAGCUAGUUUCAGCUGUAAUAGUAUAAUAGAUUAUCCGCAAGUAUAAGUAAAAUCCUCUUGUAUAUUCGAAUUUUUUAUUUAUUUCAAAGUCAAUAUUAACUUAUUAACAUCAUUUCUAAUCGAAA